CUCUCGUUGGUGCGGAAAGUGCCUCAAGCCCCCCACGUGGACUUUCUAAGACUGGUAAAGUCCUGUGUCCCAGCGGCACUGGUAAACAGGAGUAUGGAUAUAUAAAAGUCAGUCCACUCCAAAGGUUAGUGGAUUUGGCCACGAGUGGCUGUGCUGUGUUGGCUUACUACUCCUGCCGCAGGUUCUUCUACACUUCCAUACAGGCCGAUGGGAACCCUACGACGGCGCCCACUUUCUUAUUCAUCGACGGUGGCCCCGGUUCAAGCAGCAUAUCACCUACGCUGCGGAUGAAUGGGCCAUGCCUUAUGUCUCCGACUUCCAAACACCUGGUUACGAACACGUUCUCCUGGACGAGAGGAACUAAUGGUAUCUGGGUCGAUGCACCGGUACCUGCGGGGUUCAGCAUAGGACCUGUGGAGAGUGGAUGGGAUAAUUUGAUGCAGAGCUU
Perkinsus marinus ATCC 50983 is the source of this 448-nucleotide messenger RNA. RefSeq lists its product as hypothetical. Gene Ontology annotation, biological process: proteolysis; secondary metabolic process. The transcript is spliced from 2 exons. The record is from RefSeq and is a predicted model, not a curated record. The annotation marks the transcript as partial. Lineage: Eukaryota; Perkinsozoa; Perkinsida; Perkinsidae. Gene Ontology annotation, molecular function: acyltransferase activity, transferring groups other than amino-acyl groups; serine-type carboxypeptidase activity.